Messenger RNA from Cannabis sativa, 969 nucleotides. RefSeq names its product probable transcription factor At3g04930. Bases 267 to 857 code for a protein of 196 amino acids. The transcript has a single exon. The record is from RefSeq and is a predicted model, not a curated record. Gene Ontology annotation, cellular component: nucleus. Gene Ontology annotation, biological process: regulation of DNA-templated transcription. Lineage: Eukaryota; Viridiplantae; Streptophyta; Magnoliopsida; Rosales; Cannabaceae.
UUAUUUUUGUAUUUUUUUUUUUUUUUUUGUAUGUUUUGAAAUAAUUUUUUUUUAUAUAAAAGAAGCUUAUUAGUUUUAAUUAAUAAACGAAACCUCCACUUAGUUGGAGUAGUCUUGGGCUUAGGCCUGGGCCAGGGCCAGUGAAUUGGGCUUGGGCCAAAAAAAAAAAUUAAAAUAAUAAAACUAUUUUUACAAUUUAAAUCAAAAGUUGCCAAAAUCCAAAUCCAUUUUUCCAUUUUCAAAAAAAAAAAAGAAAAAUCAAAAUUAUGUCAACGCCAAAGCGCUCCACCACCACCACCACCACCACCAACCUCCGAUCUCCGACAAAGUCACCACCACCAUCGUCAAACGGAAAUUCCCGGCGACUCUUCACCGAGUCAGACGAGAUCCACCUCCUGAAAUCCUUCCUCAAGCUCUCCAAACAGUCAUCUCCAUCUUCAGCCAUCACAUCUCCAAACCUAGAGCGAAUCCAAACCCGAUUGGAUCACAAAUUCACUCACAGUCAGAUCAUCGACAAGCUCCGCCGUUUACGAAUUAAGUACCACCGCGAAGCAAGGACUAAGUCACUCAUCAAAACCCCUCACGAUACUCGUCUCCAUAAGAUCGCUCGCAAGAUUUGGGGCAAGAAAGCUCAGCAAUUACCCAAAGAAGAACAUGCAAAGGAAGAGAAAGAGAUGUUAAAGGGGAAAUGGUGGGAGUGUUCGGAUGAAGAGAAAGUGAAGGAAUUGCAGAAGAGAUGGGUUUUGCUGAGAAUGGAAGAAGCUGAGUUAAUGAGUAGGAAAGCUGAGUUGAUUAAGAAGCAAAUGAAGUUGAUAGCUCAAGCUUUAGGGUUUUCUUCUUCUUCUUCAUCUUCAUAAUUAUUUAUGUUUUUUUUUUUUUUUAGUUUGAUUUGAUUCAAGAUAAAUUCUUGGAAGGAACAAAAAAUGUAAUAUUUUGAAGGUUUGAUUUAAUUUUUUUUUAAUUUCCAAA